This is a messenger RNA of Clarias gariepinus (North African catfish), 2471 nucleotides long. It is a transcript of the gene coasy, whose product is annotated as CoA synthase. The coding region runs from base 191 to 1834 and encodes 547 amino acids. Gene Ontology annotation, biological process: coenzyme A biosynthetic process. The record is from RefSeq and is a predicted model, not a curated record. The transcript is spliced from 10 exons. Gene Ontology annotation, molecular function: ATP binding; dephospho-CoA kinase activity; pantetheine-phosphate adenylyltransferase activity. NCBI's taxonomy places the organism in Eukaryota, Metazoa, Chordata, Actinopteri, Siluriformes, Clariidae.
UCGACUGGACACGCACGAGCCUAUGUUAGAGGAAGUGUGUGUGUGUGUGUGUUAUGAGAGCGCAGUGAUGAUGUAGAGGAAUGAUUAUUCAUUAUUUAUAUUCGGUUUACUUGUUACUUGGAGUGACGUCAGCGGGUAAAGCGGAAGACGGAGCACUUUUCGCUGGACUUAAAGUGGGCACCAGUCUAUAAUGUCGAUGUUCAGCACAGGCGUGCUGGUCCUUACCUCCCCUCUCCACACCCUCCCGUUCCGUCUCGCUCCUGCCCUUAAGUCGGCGGCUAAGCUGGUGGAGCGCACCCUUUACAUUCAUCUCCACCCGGGUCUCAACCUGGGGACAGGCUGCCCGCCUCGGCCGGUCUUCAUCCCCCCGUCCGUGGAUCUCCCGGGCCUUAUAUCGAGCCUGUACAGCAACGCGGCCGACGUCUGCGCUCACCUGGACGUACGUCUACUCCUCGCGAACAUCUGUGGCCAACAGGACGUGACCCUUAACCCUUUCCCCUCCCCUCAGAUGCUUUCCCACUUCCCAGAGGUCGUCAUGACAGAUUUCCCCGUGAGAGACUCGGCGCAGAUGUCUCCGGUGGCUCGCUGUCUUCAGGUUUACGCCGGAAACUGCUACGUGUGCGAACCUGACCUUUCCUCCGUCGUCUUGUGGCCUCAGCUGAAGGACCUGGUGGAAGAGCAGGAGGAAAUCGAGAAGGAAAACAUCUCAAAGCCUGCAGAGACGUAUCGAGACAUAGUGGUGGGCGGAACCUUUGAUCGUCUGCACGGUGCUCACCGGACCCUGUUGAACAUUUGCUGCUUGAUGGCGAAUAGGCGGUUUCUGAUCGGAGUGUGUGAUCAGGAGCUGCUUAAAAGUAAGGUGUUGAAGGAGCUAAUUGAGCCGUACAGUCGGCGCGUGCAGAAGCUCCAAGAGUUUCUGAACGACGUUAAACCGUCGCUGCAGUAUGAAAUCGUCCCGCUGUCCGAUCCCUUCGGCCCGUCUGUCAGUGACGCCGAGCUGGAGUGCAUCGUAGUUAGCGAGGAGACGCGGCGGGGUGGCGAAGCCGUCAACAGGAAACGGGUAGAAAACGGGCUACGAGAGCUGGUGCUGUACGAAAUUCCCCUGAUUAAAGACGUGCAUCACGCAGACAUCGAGGAGGAGAAGAUCAGCUCAUCGAGCCUGCGCACACGCCUGCUGGGCACGCUCCUCAUCCCUCCCACCUCUCGCCCCGUGCUCUCUCGGCUCCCGUACGUAAUCGGCCUGACCGGCGGCAGCGGGAGCGGCAAGACCUCCAUCGCACGCAGACUGGAAGGAUUCGGCGCUGCCCGGAUCGACGCCGACCAGCUCGGGCACGAAACAUACCGACUUGGCACGGCGGCCUAUCACAGGAUAGUGCAGGAGUUCGGCGCAGAUAUCGUGAAGGAGGAUGAGACCAUCGAUAGACGAGCUUUGGGGAGGAUGGUGUUCGGAAACCAGGAGCGAUUAAAAGCCCUGACUGAUAUAGUAUGGCCUGAGAUUGCACUUCUUGUUAAGGAAAAAGUGCAGCAAGCUAAAAAAGACGGGAAGCGUGUGUGUGUGGUGGAUGCUGCAGUGCUGUUGCAGGCCGGCUGGACUGACAUGGUUCAUGAGGUCUGGGUGGCCAUUAUACCAGAGGAUGAGGCGGUGCGGCGUAUAGUGCAGCGGGAUGGCGUGAGUCAGGAGGACGCGCUGAGGAGGAUCCAGAGUCAGUGGUCUAACGUGCAGCUGGUGGAGCAGGCCAACGUGGUUCUGUGCACACUGUGGGAACCUGACGUCACUCAGAGACAGGUCGAAAAAGCAUGGAAUUUACUUCAAGAUCGGAUACAGCAGGAAUAAAAGCGGAAACCGGAUGAAGACCCUUUGAAGACCAUCACACACACACACUACAUUGGUUGACGGUAUCAGUUUAUGAACAUUUGGACAGUGUGUUUAGGAUCAAGUGUGUCUGAUUUAAGGCUUCGCUCAAGUCACUUUAAAUUUUUUUUUACAAUUUUUUAAAAAUAAGUUACAGGAACUCAGACGAAGAGAGCUGAUGAAGAGUCAUGAGCCGGUACGGGUUAUGAGGAAUCUCGUGACUUUUUAAGCAAUUUCAGUUGGUGUAAUGUAAUAGUUUUAUUUCUUUCAUUCAUCUAAAAGAUUUUGAAAUCAGCUCUCAGAUGAGAACAGCUGAAGAACUGAAGCAUCUUUAACUCUGACUGAUCCAUUAUGUCGUGACUGAUUGUCUAAGGUUUUUCAUUUGAAAUCUUCUUGUGACAAUGAGGCAAUCAAAUUAUUUUUUUUUUUUGGUUUUGAAAUCUAGCUCCUAGUUUGGUGAUGUCCAAAUGUGAACGAUUUUAUGACAUGGCUGAAUAAAUCAUGUUACAGCGGCACAGUGGUCUGACUCGCUUCUUUCAAAACCGUACAUGGCAAUGAGCUUUUUAAAAACACAUGACUAAAUGUUUGAGAUAUGCAGCAAAGAGUUAAGAGCUAAUUC